Molecule: messenger RNA, 869 nt
Organism: Xenia sp. Carnegie-2017
Lineage: Eukaryota; Metazoa; Cnidaria; Anthozoa; Malacalcyonacea; Xeniidae
Product: DPY30 domain-containing protein 1-like
Exons: 4
Coding region: 309-779 (156 amino acids)
Cellular component (GO): Set1C/COMPASS complex
Source: RefSeq, a predicted model, not a curated record
GUUUUUGCCGAGUGUAAUACAUACCAAAACACAAUAAUUGGUUUGUAUUUACGUGAAGAAAACAUUGAAAAAAGGAGAACUUCAAGACGUCAACUUACUUUUGUUGUUGUUGUAAUUGCCCUGCGAAUGGUGAGAAGGAUUUGUUUGAUGAAAUAAAAACGUCAUUUAUCAUAAAUAAUUUUGGAGGACUCAAGAUGGAACAGUAAUACAAAGGUAAUAGUUACUUGGAGGACUCAAGAUGGAACAGUAAUACAAAGGAGAAUAUACCCCGAAAAGUUAACUGAAAAUAUCGCAUCAUUUCAAUUGAAAUGGAUUCAGAAUAUCUGAAGAGGCAUGUCGGAAAAGCAUUAUCUGAAGGUCUUGCAGAAAUUUGCUUAAAGAAACCAACUGAUCCUAUUGAAUAUUUGGCGUUGUGGCUGAGGAAAUAUGUUGAGAAUGGAGUGUAUGAUUUUAAGCAAAGAGAAGAGUCCAUGCUAUUGAUAAAAGAACAAGAAAUUGCUGAAAAGGAAGCAUCUAAUCAAGCAAAAAUGAGAGAGGAAGCAAAGAUACUUGCCCAUACAGAAGAAAGUACAAGAGAGACAGCUGAACAUGUUGUUAUUGACAAUGCUUCUCGUAUCAACCCAACUGAAGUCAAACAAUCUCUUGAGACUGUCACAGAAGUAGAGGGACAAAAUAUCACUGUGGAGAAACCUCAAAAUACUGAAACAUUUGGAGAAACUCCAUUGGCUCAAAUACCAGAAGAAGUCAGCGAUACUCAUUCUGAUGAUCCCAAUGACUGAAAUUGUAAAAAUAUCACUGAUAAUCAAUAAAAUUGUUAUUUAUAGUUUUCCAAACAAAUUUUACAAUAAAGCAUUGAAUAAUAUUCUAGU